AUGAAGGCAGAUCCUGAGGUGAAGAUGAUAUCCGCUGAAGCGCCUAUAUUAUUUGCGAAAGGCUGCGAUAUCUUCAUCACAGAACUCACUAUGCGGGCUUGGAUACAUGCUGAGGAUAACAAGCGACGCACGUUGCAAAGAUCAGAUAUCGCAGCGGCCUUAUCCAAAUCUGAUAUGUUUGAUUUCCUCAUCGACAUAGUGCCUCGUGAAGAAGCAACAUCGCAUGCGAAACGAUCGAGCCAGACAACUGCAGGUGCUGCAGGUUCCUCUGCUGCGACAGGUGCCCAACUGCCACCUUCUCAACAUGGUGUUCAACAUCCUCCGCACCAUAUGGGUCCCCCAGAUUACGGUUCUCUGGGGCAACAUGGCAUUGGACAAGACCAAGAAUAUCGACAGCCAACGAUGUACGGGGGAGCCGUUCAGUCGGAUCCAACGGCCGCAUAUGGACAGCCGCAAUCCCAAAUCUUUGAAGGAAUGUACAAUCCUUACCCACAUCUUCCGCCACAGCAGUAUUAUGAUGGAUUUUGUGCCUUUAACUACCGUGGAGUUUCCAAAUGGAAUCAGCCAGAGUAG
Aspergillus fischeri NRRL 181 is the source of this 573-nucleotide messenger RNA. It is a transcript of the gene hapE, whose product is annotated as CCAAT-binding factor complex subunit HapE. Gene Ontology annotation, cellular component: nucleus; CCAAT-binding factor complex. Gene Ontology annotation, molecular function: DNA-binding transcription activator activity, RNA polymerase II-specific; DNA binding; protein heterodimerization activity. The transcript has 2 exons. NCBI's taxonomy places the organism in Eukaryota, Fungi, Ascomycota, Eurotiomycetes, Eurotiales, Aspergillaceae. Bases 1 to 573 code for a protein of 190 amino acids. The record is from RefSeq and is a predicted model, not a curated record. Gene Ontology annotation, biological process: regulation of DNA-templated transcription.